Molecule: messenger RNA, 3516 nt
Organism: Mugil cephalus (flathead mullet)
Lineage: Eukaryota; Metazoa; Chordata; Actinopteri; Mugiliformes; Mugilidae
Gene: ptgr2
Product: prostaglandin reductase 2
Exons: 8
Coding region: 254-1297 (347 amino acids)
Biological process (GO): prostaglandin metabolic process
Molecular function (GO): 15-oxoprostaglandin 13-reductase [NAD(P)+] activity
Source: RefSeq, a predicted model, not a curated record
AAGGAGACUGCUCUUUGAUCUCCAUUGACUUUCUGCUAGCCAGCAGUCGCAUGCUAAUCGGUAAUGUAAACACACCGUUUAGCAGAAGAUUCCGAAUUAUCGGCAUUUGUUUAGUUUAUCUAUUUACUGCGUAGUACUGUAGCCUCGCCGUUUGAAAGCUGUCAGCGACUUUAGUGGUUAUAAACAGGUUGACCUUCGUUGCUAAGGGGGUUUAAUAUAAACGCCACAUCUGGGCUCUCUUUACUUUGCAAGUAUGCAGGUGCAAAGAGUCGUUCUCAACUCACGACCAGGAAAAAACGGGUCUCCAGUUCCUGAAAACUUCCGCCUGGAAGAGUUUACUUUAACACCUGACCUGAAAGAAGGGGAGGUUCUUGUUCGGACGCUUUACCUCUCCGUCGACCCUUACAUGCGAUGCAGGAUGAAUGAAGACACCGGUGCUGAAUACCUGACUGCAUGGCAGCUGUCAGAGUGUGUGGAUGGUGGAGGGGUCGGCGUGGUCGUGUCCAGCCGCUGCACUGCCUGCGCCGAAGGAGAUGUCGUCACUUCAUUCAACUGGCCUUGGCAGACACAUGCUGUUAUGGCAGGAAGUGGUUUACAGAAGGUUGACCCACAGUUGGUUGAUGGGCAUUUGUCCCACUUUUUGGGUGCUGUUGGUAUAACAGGCCUCACCGCGCUGCUGGGCGUCAGGGAGAAGGGUCACGUGACCAAAGGGGCCAAUCAGACGAUGGUGGUGAGCGGUGCAGCUGGUGCCUGCGGCUCCUUAGCUGGGCAGAUUGGCCGACUAGACGGGUGCGUGAAGGUCGUAGGAAUCUGCGGAUCUGAUGAGAAGUGUAAAGCUUUAGUGGAAAAUCUGGGCUUCUCUGCAGCCAUCAACUAUCGUCAGGAGGACGUCCCGGCAAGGCUCAAGCAGAGCUGCCCUGAUGGCAUCGAUGUUUAUUUUGACAAUGUGGGAGGUGCCAUUAGUGACACUGUUAUAGCCCAGAUGAACAAUGGUGGCCAUGUGAUCCUAUGUGGGCAGAUCUCACAGUACAACAAGGAUGUACCGUAUCCUCCGCCCCUGAGCGAAGAGACUCAGGAAAACCUGCGACGUAAGAAUAUCACCCGUGAGCGAUUUAUGGUGCUCAACUACAUGAGCAAAGCAGACGCAGCCCUCUAUGAGCUCAGCCAGUGGGUUAAAUCAGCCCAAAUCAAGGUGCUGGAAACUGUGGUGAAUGGGAUAGAAAAUAUGGGAGAUGCAUUUUGCUCCAUGAUGAAAGGGGGAAACAUUGGCAAGCAAAUUAUAAAGAUAUCCGAGUGAAGAAAACCAGUGUUGUUUCCGGGAGAGGCUGCGAUCUCACCACACGCCUUGGGAAAUUAACCAGCAGUUGCCUUUCUAUCACUGCUAUUAACACUACUGUAAUGAACUCUAAAAAGAUAUUGCAUUGAUUAGCAGAUGUCAGUUGAUUGCAGCUAUGAGCCAUUAACACACAAAUAAUUUAAAUAAAUAAAAAUAAUAAUGCAAUGUUCUUGGAAAUUGUCAUCUGGAGACAAAUGGAAUAUAAAAGGCAAAUGGGUUUUUAAUAUGAUAUGUGUUAUUUUCAGAAAUAAAGCAAUAGUUAAAUAUAAAGUGGAUUUUUUUUUAUUAUUGUCUCUUGAUAUUAAAAUGAUUGCCCUUGAGACAAUGUCACAAGACACAACAGGUACCUCAUUCUACCAAAAUUAAAAAACAAAAAUUUUAUCAAACACCAGAAUAUUGUAAUUAAAGUUGAGUGUUUCAAAAAAGUAUUAAGCUUUUAUUUUCUCAAUUUUAAGCCAUUUGAGAAAAUUGGAUUUUGCAUGCUAAAAUGUUUUGCAUUAGCUUUCCAGCUGCUAGCUUGUUCAAUCUUAUUACAUCUAACUAUUUUCUGUUAAAUGGUUAAUGUUGGACUCAAUGUGUUCACGUGGCAUUGGCCUGUCUACUACUAGCUUCCCAGUACUUUAGGCCAUUUUUAUAUUGAUUUUUUUACCUUAAAUGUCAACAUAAGUAUUUUUAAGUAGCAUUAGCAUGCUAACGUAAUUUCCAUUAGCUUUUAGGCUACUAGCUGACCAGUACUUGAGAAUUAGUGUUUAAUAUUGGUAUUUUAAACAAUUUUUUUUUUAAAAUUGUUAAUGUGAAACUAAACAUGUCUAAACUGCAUUAUCUCGUCUGCUACUAGGUCCCCAGUACUUUUGACUCAAAGGGUACUUUUUAUAUACCUUGCCAAACUAAACAUGCUAAUAUAAUUUCCGUUGCUAGGUUGGUGCUGCUUAAACUACUACCUUUUAAUAUUUGACUAUUUUAGUGUUUAACACUAAAGAUUUUAAGUAGCAUUAGCUUGCAACAAGGAGAAUAAUUCAGGUGCUAGACAGCUUUAAAGGGAUAAAUAGGUCAUUCACUAACUGGUUUAGUUUUAAAUGAGCCAUCGCUAAAGGCUGAUGCUUAAUGUGUUCUCUCCCCACCAAUGUUUUCAGUUAAGCUUCAUAAUACAUCCAUCCAAUUAUCACAUAAGCAUGAGGAUAAUUGGAAAUGGGGGGGAAAAAAUGGUUAGCACGGGGAAACUGGGAAUAGAUAAAAUGAUUGAAUACAUGCCAAGACCUAAAAAUAGUCAAUCUAAGGACUUGAAAAUGAUCUCAAAGGGGAUAAUUAAUGUUUUUUUUCUUUAGAUAAUCUGGGUUAAAACAAAGUAUAAAGCUUUAUAUUUCUGAAAACUUAUAAUUAAGAGUAUUAAUAUUGAAUUUAUCAGUUAUAUUGUUGACUGUGUUCUUGCUCACUCCAUAAUGUGAAACAUUAUGCGAUCAACACACACACGAUUUACUGUAAUGAACAUUUUUAUUCCACAGCACUAUAAACCAUUAAUAAAAUAAAAUCGUGGUUGGCUCUAAUUUCAGUUGUCACAAGAAAAAUAUGUGGCAGGUGUAAAAUCGUCAUCUACUCAUUCAUAUGCGUCAGUGCUUGAACACGGGAGGGGAUCCAGGGGAUGUCAUGUAAACACCAGUACAUCACUUACAGAGCACUCCUUCUCAUUGAUGCAGUCAUUACGUCUUGUCAACAGUCAAAUUGGUGUACAGCGGGGAGCCAUCGCAUCCAGAUUUAUACAUAAUCAAUAGGUGCCACUGGAACACUUGGAGAAUAAAAAAAAAAGAAAAAGAAAAGGCCCAUGCAUAAUUCUGAGGUGGAAGUGAAAUGCAGCACAAUCAUAUCUCAUUACCAUCCAAACACAUCCAAUACUGCCUCCUAGUGGACAAAUAGCUUCAGAGGGAGACACUUACAAAAACACAUUUAAUCCAAAUAUCACUUAAAUUAUACACUUGGUAGCAAGUAGCUCCUGUGCAAAUGAGGAAGGCUCAUCUGUGCAGCGAGAGGGGGGGAAGUUAUUAAACCGUGGCCAACAAGAGUGCACAUAAUUUAAUUUUCUCAGUGUCGAGCAGCUGUUCUAAUAUUAAACUACGUGUCUUGUCAUAGCACUGAGCAAUUAUUCUGCACUCGUGAUGGGUAAGGUUUAAAAAAAAGAAAGAAAA